This is a messenger RNA of Anolis sagrei ordinatus, 1796 nucleotides long. It is a transcript of the gene IBA57, whose product is annotated as iron-sulfur cluster assembly factor IBA57. Lineage: Eukaryota; Metazoa; Chordata; Lepidosauria; Squamata; Anolidae. Gene Ontology annotation, biological process: iron-sulfur cluster assembly. The record is from RefSeq and is a predicted model, not a curated record. Gene Ontology annotation, cellular component: mitochondrial matrix. Gene Ontology annotation, molecular function: protein binding.
GACUAAUAAGAAGCCAAGAACGGGGAUAGUCCCGCCUCCCUUAGCGAAGAUGUUGAUGCGCCUGCGCAGUCGGCGCAACUCGUCUCCUCAGCCAAGAUGCGUGCGGGGUGAAAGACAACUCGCUUUCUCCGAGCGCCGCCAUGUUGGUGAGGGCGAGCGCGGCGCUGCGGAGGGCUCUCUCCCUCCGCUUGGGCCUCCGGAGCGGAGAGAGGAAGCUGAGCGGAGAAAAGGGAGACAACCAAGCGGCCACCGUGGCGACCACCUGCUUCCCGCUGGAGAGCCGGGCACUGCUACGGCUCCGAGGCCCGGAGGCGGCGACCUUCCUCCAAGGGCUGAUGACGAACGACGUGACGCUCUUGACGCAGGAGGGGGGCGGGGCUUCUCUAACCACGCCACGAGCGCUCUACGCGCAUGCGCUCAACGUCCAGGGGCGCUGCCUCUAUGACGUCAUGCUGUACAGGAUUCACAGAAACUCGCAAGAAGAGCCUCAUCUCCUGCUGGAAUGUGAUGCUGCUGCCCUGGACCCCCUUCAAAAGCAUUUGAAACUGUACAAGAUCCGAAGGAAAGUUGACAUCACUCCUUGCCUGGACCUCUGUUUGUGGGCUGUCCUUCCAGAGGGACCCUCAGAGGAAGCAUCCCAGAAACUCCAGCAAUGCGCUAGUAAAGUCGUGGUUGCCACUCCUGACCCCCGAGUGGAUAUUAUGGGUUGGAGGUUGAUCGCCAGCCAAGGCACUGACCCACUCGAGAUCGUUCCUGGAAGCCAGAUAGGAAACAUGAAGGAUUAUCAUAGGCACAGGUACAAACAAGGCAUCCCCGAAGGAGUGAGAGACCUGCCUUGUGGAGUUGCCUUGCCUCUGGAGUCCAACGUGGCUUACUUGAAUGGCAUCAGUUUCACCAAGGGCUGCUACAUUGGCCAGGAGCUAACGGCCAGGACCCACCAUAUGGGUGUCAUCCGGAAACGCCUCUUGCCCGUACGGCUCACGUCUCCUCUUCCUCCAGAAGGUCUUCCCGAAGGAGCCGAAAUACUAUCCGAAUCGGGAAAGCCGGCUGGAAAAUACCGUGCCGGAGGGGACGAGUUUGGGAUAGCGCUGCUGCGGUUGGCCCACGUCCACGAACCCUUGCAUCUCAAGUUGCCCAGUGAUUCCCGCAUCAGCCUCGUUGCCUCCGUCCCCAAAUGGUGGCCCAAAUCCGUCAAUAAAUAGAGAAGACUUUGCUUUGGGCUCCGUUUACCGCCUUCCUUGUUGUUGGAGAUUCCUGAUGGGCUUGAAGUUCAGUCGGUCUUAUCGCUGCCUCUGGGUGCAUCUACACCGUGGAUUUAAUGCAAUGCGAUCUUGGGAAUUGUAGUUUUGCAAGGUCUUCAGUUAACCACAGAAUUUUAUAGAUUUGUAGACUCCUGGGAGCUGUAGUUUGGAGAGGGUGAAUGGCUUUGUAAAACUACAAGACCCACGAUUCCACAGCAUUGAGCCCUGGCAGUUAAAGUGGUAUCAAAUCGCAAUCUGUCUUCAGUGUAGAUGUAUCCUUCGUUCUGUGAUUCAAUAUUGAUGCAGAUUAUGAAAAGAGAUAUUGUGGAUUGUACCCAUUUUCACAUUGAUUUACUGAUUGGACUGAUAACAGCACUUGUGAGCAGAGCUUGAUCUACUCUUUAACAGGGAUGUUUUUCUGAACCAUAAACAUAUCCCUCUAUUUUGUCAGUAGCUUCCUUGCAGAACGGAGCUUGAAAGAUCCCAAUCCAUGUACUUCCUUUCUUGAAAUAUUUUGUAUAGCAAUGAAAUAAAAACACAACUCUGCACAUCCCA